Molecule: messenger RNA, 1674 nt
Organism: Adineta ricciae
Lineage: Eukaryota; Metazoa; Rotifera; Eurotatoria; Adinetida; Adinetidae
Source: the annotation of a GenBank genome assembly
AUGGGUGACAGUGUUGAUUCCGAUAUUAUUAAACGUACUCAAGAUACUCUUGGUCAAAUCAUUACUGCACCGGCAUUGACCGAGAAACUUCUCAGCCGACCACCAGUACAAUUUCUUCAAGAUAUCGUCAAAGCUGUCAUCAAGAAAACGGAUUUUCUUCAAGGAUUGUAUACGGAUGAAGAACUUACGUCAGCCUAUCUCAAGGAAGGCCGAGAGAACAAAACAUUAUUCAUGAAAAAACUCGUUACUGCUGUUUAUAUUGCGGUAAAACGAGCGCCUGAAGUGCGUGUUUCGAAAAUUCUCGCUGGUCAAGAAGCAGACAAAACGAAUCUUUUAUUACAAGCGCUUGCUGAAGCUAUUAAUUCGAAGGCUAAUAAUCGAGAAGUUGUGCGAAAAACUCUACAAACUCUUGGUGAAUCGAAUGAAAGCGAAGAACCACAAACAGCGAGUCGAGAUCAAGAACAAUCAGAAACACGUCGAACAAAAGAAGAACGUUCAAGCCAUUCUCGUGAUCGUGAUCGAGAAGAAUCAUCAGAAAAACGAUCACGAUCAAAAGAUCAUAGUAAAGACAAAGGUGAGACAGACGGAAGUAGCCAGUCGAAGCACCGACGAAGUUCUCGUGGAUUGGAUGAUGGUGGCAGUGGAGAAAGAAGAGCCGCACCUUCACGUCGACAAGAUGACGAUGAUGACAACAAUGAGAGAAAAGGUGAGGGUGGUGGUGGUGGCGGUGGCGGUGGUGAUGAUGAGGACGACUCUCGAAGUCGUCGAUCUAUACGGCCAACGUCAGCCAAGGGUUCACGAAAACAUCAAGAUAGUAGUAAUCAUCAUCGGCCAUCAUCUCCAAAAUCUGAGCAACCAACACGACCACCUCCGACAUUAGUCUCAACAGAUCGAGAUGACAACGAAGGCCGACCACUUGUCCGACCAACUACUGCAGCUAAACGAGGUAAACUUAUGACUCAAACGUCAUCAGAUGAAAUCGGCACAACAUCCGGAAGAGUCUUGAGCGGCGCCCAACGCGGCCAAGGAACAUUGAUCGUUGAAAGUAAAGAUACUCGUGACAAUGACAUGAACAAUGACAAUGAUGACGACGACGACGACAAUUUUCUCAUACAAGAAGAAAAGCCUUCGAUGACAAGAUCAAGUAAACAAGACACUUUCGACACUCGUGGUGGUGAUCAGGACGAUGACGAUGCUGAUCAGCAUGGUGGACUAGUGAAUGAAAUGAUGAGAUCGAAGAAGAAGUUAGAAAAUGGUAGUGAAAUUCCUGGACAACGUGCAGAAGUGAAAACGAUCGCACAAAAUGAUGCUCAGCGUCGUCGCGAACGUGAGAAGAUUCAGAAAGAUGUUGAUAAACUUCGUGAAACAAUUCAAUCUUUGACAAAAAGUGUUGUACCAUUGGGUAAAAUUCUCGAAUUCUUGCAAGAAGAUUAUGAAAUGAUGGCAAAAGAAAUGCAACAUUAUACAGAUGAAUACAAACGAACAGUUGUCGAGCUAAGAAAAGAGAAAUUCACAACCGAUCAAAAUCUCGAACCACUUCGAGCUGCAUUACUUGAUUUCGAUGAUCAGAUCGCCGAUAUGAAAAAUCGUAUUAUAUUUAUGAAGAAAAAAGUCAGUACAAAUGAGAAAAACAAUGCAGGUCGUCUUUUAGAUAUAAUCCGUAAAACAAAAUAA